AUGCAGACUGCUUUUACAAACAUUUGUGAAAGACUGUGCAAUAAGUCAAUGCGUGAAAUUUCCUUGCUACUAAAUAUUCCACAGUCAACUGUUAAUGGUAUUAUAACAAAGUGGAAGUGUCUGGGAACAACAGCAAUUCAGCCAUAAAGUGGUAAGCCACGUAAAAUGACAGAACGGGGUCAGCACAUGCUGAAGUGUACAGUGUGCAGAUGUCGCCAAUUGUCUGCAGAGUCAAUAGCUAAAGAUCUCCAAACUUCAUGUGGCCUUCAGAUUAGCGCAACAGUGCGCAGAGUGCUGCAUCCAAGCCUUACAUCUUCUAGUGCAAUGCAAAGCAUCAGAUGCAGUGGUGUAAAG
Messenger RNA from Staurois parvus, 354 nucleotides. The record is from the annotation of a GenBank genome assembly. NCBI's taxonomy places the organism in Eukaryota, Metazoa, Chordata, Amphibia, Anura, Ranidae.